GAGUUUUUAGUUCCUGAUUAAAUAGACAAAGCUUGCCGAUCUCCAGAUUGAAAACGUCCCAAUUUCGAGAAUUUUCGUAAAUAAAAUAGUAGUUGAAUAAAUAAAAAGAAAGUUGAAAAAAUAAAAAAUAAAGUUAAAAAACUGUUAAGAGUCCUGAAAAAUGAAAAUAAUAAAUUAUUCGCCUAUUACCGAACGGAAGAAUUAAACAAAACAACUGUUGUUAUCUGGUUGAAAGAAUCAAUUCAUUAUUAGAAAUCAAGAACUGUUGUUUACAAACGUUUGGCGUUUUCUCUCCCACUCCUAGCGGUACUGAUGUUUUGUUCAGUGGCGACUCGAAUAUUCCAUGAUGCAGGUCUGCCGAACGUUUCCUCUCUUGGCAUUUUUCUGGCUAACCGAGCUCGGUUUGUGCUCGGCAAGCAACAUUUUGGUUAUAUCCACUGUAGCCUCCCACAGUCACAGCAUUUGGUGUAAUAAACUGGCAGAACUGUUGGUCAACAGAGGGCAUACGGUCACUAUUCUGGACACGGAUCCUCCAAGAAAGAAGCUGGUGAACUUGACGACUUACACCCUUGAAGGGGCUUACACAUACCAUGAAGAAUUGGAUUACGUAGAAUUAUCAGUAUUGGAUUCUCCUAAAUAUGCCAUGGAUUUCCUUCAUGAAGUUGGCUUAGUAAGCUGUAGGAAUAUGUUAUUGUCUUCAACGUUUAAACGUUUUCUAUCCGAACACUCGAAUGAAAAGAAACCAUUCGAUUUGAUUGUCCAUGACAUAUACUGCGACUGCUUCUUGGGACUUGUGCCCUAUCUAGGGAACCCGAAGCUUGUUUUACUGACGGUGUUUGGUGAAUUACAGGUCCUCAACAUGAAGGGCAGCCAAGGCCAUAUGGUGCACUCUCCAUUGCAGCUUACCCAUUUCAGUCAUCCGAUGAGUUUCGACGAGAAACUCAAGAACCUAUUCUAUACCCUCUACAAUUAUUAUAUCUUUCACAAAUAUGAGAAUUUGAUAGACGGUUAUUCCAAAGAGGUAUUUGGACAAUCGACCCCUCAUGUCCUGGAGAUUGGUAAGUCAGCAGCCGUGGCACUCGUCAAUGCACAUCCUAUUCUUGAUGGUGCCAAGUACUACAGUCCUGCAAUCGUCCAUAUUCCAGGAUUUCACAUCGAUGAACCCAAAAAACUAGACGCGGAAAUACAGGCUUUUCUGGAUGAGGCAAAACAUGGAGCUAUUUAUUUUAGUCUUGGUACAAAUCUCCAGAGUUCGUUGAUGUCGGAAGACAGGAUUAAUAUUUUUCUGAAUACUUUUAAGAAGUUGAAACAAAGAGUUUUAUGGAAAUUUGAGGAUAAAAAUAUCAAAAAUAUACCAGACAAUGUCAAAAUAUCCAAAUGGUUCUCUCAAAAUGAUAUAUUAGCUCAUCCAAACUUAAAGCUCUUCAUUACACAUAAUGGGCUAUUAAGCACUCAGGAAGCAAUAUAUUAUGGUAUCCCGAUGAUCUCAAUGCCAUUUUUUGUGGAUCAACACUUCAUAUCCAAAAAAUUAACGAAAAAAGGUAUUGCUGUUGCAUUGUCGUACGCAACAUUGUCGGAACAUUCAGUUCAGCAAGCUAUUGAAGAAGUUCUCACAAAUAAUAGUUAUACUAAAGAAAUAAAAAGAUGGUCAAAAAUAUUUAAAGAUCUGCCCACAAAACCAAAGGAAUUGGCAGCUUAUUGGAUAGAACAUGUGCUGAAAAAUGAGGAUCACAAAUAUCUUCAACCUCCAGAAACCUUCUUAAGCACAUUUGAACUAAUAUUUUUUGACUUAAAAACUAUCCUGGGAACUAUCUUGGGAUUAGUCAUUGCUUUCUUGGCUUGCUCAUGCAGCAACAAGAAACAGAUAAAGCUUAAACAAAACUAAUUUAAUCUUAAUAUUUAAUUUUUUAUGUACGUUAAAAAAUUGUAUUUUAUAGAAAAGGGUUUUAAUAAUAUACUACAGUUAAAGAUUUCAGGAAACUGUUAAUAAUUAUUAACCCUCUUAAGACUUGUUGCGAUGUUUUUGAUUUUUAUUACACCUGUAAAAAUGCAUUUUACUUUGUAUUGAUCUUGAAUUAUUAAAAAUAGUAUAAUGGAUUUACUUAAAUACAUAACAAUGUUUCAAUUAUAUUAAAACGUUUUUAGUGAUUGUGUAAUAUUUUAUUUUUCUAUUUUUUCCUACAUUGUAAUUUUUUUUUUCUGCUUACAUUAUAUUGCAAAAAGAAUCAUACAAUCUAAACAACAGAAUAAAUGUAAAUUACAAUUAUACAAUUUGAGCAACGGGUAGUACAAUUAAAUGAACAGAUGUUUGUAAAAUAGAGCUUGGUCCGUCUUUAGGCGGAGAGGGUAUAAAGCCCUUCUCGUUAUUAAUAAAAAUCUCUUAUUAUAUACAAAUUUAUUUUUAAAUUCCCUUUACAGUUUUAUUCUUUAACCAGUCUAUCUAAAAAAAAAUUGGUGUGCGCAACACACAACUUUCACUUACCGCUCUACUUUGAAUAGAAAUUAUUUUCUGCAAUGUUUCUUACUAAAUGUAAACUUUUAAAUUUGUUUCUAAUUGUUACUUUGAAAAAAAAAAGUAUUUAAAAUCCACCGAAUCGAGCCAAUGCCAUUGUUUAAAAUACUAUUUCAUUGUAAUUUUUUGAAAGAAGAAGUGAAAUAUAAAAAUAUUUUAUUGAUAUUUUUGUAAUCUUAAAUAUAUUUACUGUUUAUAUAUUAUUAUUAUAUAUAUGUUUGUUUAAUAACUCUGGAGAUAAUAUUAUAUUUAAAUAAUUAGGUAUCUAUUGGCAGUUUAUUCCAAAAAAUCAUCAAGUAACCUUUUAGAUCAUUAAAUUAGCGAGUAAUUUGAUAAAUUUCUCCUUUAUGUAAUCCCAACAUUAUCCAGUUAAUUAGUUUGACAACUUUUGACCUAUCCAUUGCGAGAAACUGUCGUUUAUAUGAGCUUUUCAUUUGACAGAAUGACUAAAUCCAAGAUCAACAUUUUUUAUUAUUAACUUUAGUGAUAUUUCUUGUGGGAAACCUUUAUUCAAAGUUCUAUAUUUCAACACUGCAAUCACUCGUCUUAAUGAUUUGUUAUCUGUAAGCUUUAAUCUUUAGCUACGUUAAAAUGCACUUUAAAAAUUUUAUAAUAGCCCAACAUUGAUAGAAAAUAAUUUCUAUUCAAUGUAGAGCGGUAAAUGAAAGAUGUGUGCUGAACGCACCAGACCUUUUUAUUAAGAAUAAAUGAUUAUCUGCUGAAACCGGUUUAGGACUCGUUUCCAGGACAUAGCAGCAAAGUGUCUGAAUUAAAAAAAGUUAAUUUUUUUUUUCAAACAUUUUCCUGUUUGAAACAUCAAAAAGAAUGUAAUGGGGAAAUAUUGUGUGCUUAAAAAUCUUAAAAUAUAAUAAUAAUAAUAAUAAUAAAAUAUUAAAAUAAGUUCCUAAACUCACCACUGAAUUCAUCGAGGACAUCUUUUCGCCCAGUUUAGAACAAUGCGUUUAGCGCUGCCGACGAUAUAAUUCUUAUAGCGGACUCACAAGAGACUCUACAGACAUCAUUGGUUGAGUGGGAAGAAGAAUUUAAGCUGCGAGGGCUGCAUAUAAAUCCGUCUAAGAGCAAGGUUAUGUGCGUGGGAAAAGACAAUGCGGAGCCUAUGAUGUUAAGUAAUGGCGAACCCCUAGAGGUAACAAAUGCAUACACGUAUCUGGGGACAAUCAUCAAUGAAGAUGGUAAAAUAGACCAGGAGGUACUAAAUCGGGUGAUGAAGGCCAAUGGGAUAUAUUACCAGAUAGCCAAUACAAUCAUACGAAAACGGGAAGUAAGCAGAAAGGCCAAACUCACGAUAUAUAAGGGGGUGUUCCUCCCAGUACUUCUUUAUGGAUCUGAAAGCUGGACAACCCUCUAUAAGCAAGUAGGCAGGAUCACAGCAGCGGAAAUGAGAUUCUUCCGAAGAAUAGCUGGCAGAACUAAGAGGGACUGUGUUAGAAAUGACAGAAUCCGUGAGGAAUUGGAGGUGAGAUUAAUCCGUGGCAUCCUGGAAGAGAAGCAGUUGAAAUGUUUCGGGCACAUCUACAGAAUGGACGACACCCGAAGGGUCAGGUGGUUUAUGGAAGCCAGACCGGAAGGCAGACGACCUCGUGGCAGGCCGAGACACACUUACCAUGAUUAUAUUGGAAAACUGGGCACAGUAAGAAGACGCACCAUACCGGAGAUGAGAAGGCUAGCCAGGGACAGAGACCAGUGGGCAAGAUGGGCUGGGACUGCAGCUCCACGCUUAACGGCACAAAGGAG
Nezara viridula (southern green stink bug) is the source of this 4267-nucleotide messenger RNA. The record is from the annotation of a GenBank genome assembly. NCBI's taxonomy places the organism in Eukaryota, Metazoa, Arthropoda, Insecta, Hemiptera, Pentatomidae.